ACAGCUGUUUAUCUCAGCCGGCACUGUGUACAUUUUUUUGGACUAAUCCGUGGUCACCGAAGAAUGACGAAUAGCCUACAUUAAAUGAACAACAGGAGUGAGAUGGAAGUUGAAGUUACCAUGAAGGAAGAUUUAGAGCACGAAUCACUGCCACAAAUACCGGUAGUUACCUCGGUGACUUGCUGCUUCGUUCUGGCGGUUCUCUACGUUGGAAGUCUCUAUAUUUGGAGCACCAAACACAAUCGGGACCACCCAACGACGAUCAAAAGAAGAUUUGCCAGUGUUUCCAUGGUUAUGCUGGUGGCACCCUUCUUUGUAUAUUUCUUUUCGUCACCUGAACUCCUCAGCCGGGAACCAUUUCCCAAGUUACUAGGAUUUCGCUUGGAAGGAUUAUGGCAAGCUGUGGUGAUACCCUACGCCUUGACAGUACUACUCUUCCUCGGACCUAUCUUCGUUAACAUGCAGAACGAGUCCAUAAAGUCCUACUUUGACCUGGACUAUUGGCGAGGAUCUUUUAGUAGCAUUAUCUGGGUACGCAACCAUGUGAUGGCUCCAUUGAGCGAGGAGUUUGUCUUCCGGGCCUGCAUGAUGCCCCUGAUCCUUCAAAGCUUUUCACCCUUGGUCGCCGUCUUUAUCACGCCGCUUUUCUUCGGAGUGGCCCAUUUGCAUCACAUAGCCGAGCGAUUAAGUUUGGGAGUUGAGCUAAGCACUGCAUUACUGAUUGGACUCUUUCAGUUCAUCUACACCACACUGUUUGGAUUUUAUUCUGCCUUUCUAUUUGCCCGCACCGGUCAUGUGGUGGCUCCGAUUUUGGUGCACGCAUUUUGCAAUCACAUGGGCUUACCCGAUAUACAGGACUUGUGGCAGCAGGAUCUUUGGCGGCGAGUGGUGGCAAUUGUCCUUUAUAUAGCAGGGUUUGCUGGAUGGAUUUUCCUACUUCCAAUCGCUACGGUUCCUUCGAUAUACGAAAACAAUCUUUACUGGAAUGUAAAGUAAAAACAAGAGGGAAAUUGUUGAAUUUUUGUAUGUUUAUAAACCGCUGCCAUAUGACAGGAUACAGCUAUUUGUAAAUAAAUAUUCAUUUAUCAUGUUUAGGCAUUAAUUGCAUAUCCAGAUAAGCCGACUGCACGCACAAUAAAAUUAUAAUUUGUUGUUAAAAAAACAGUAAA
Messenger RNA from Drosophila ficusphila, 1169 nucleotides. RefSeq names its product CAAX prenyl protease 2 (gene Sras). The record is from RefSeq and is a predicted model, not a curated record. Gene Ontology annotation, cellular component: endoplasmic reticulum membrane. Gene Ontology annotation, biological process: CAAX-box protein processing. NCBI's taxonomy places the organism in Eukaryota, Metazoa, Arthropoda, Insecta, Diptera, Drosophilidae. Gene Ontology annotation, molecular function: metalloendopeptidase activity. The coding region runs from base 85 to 996 and encodes 303 amino acids. The transcript has 2 exons.